ACAUCGACAGCAGUCUUCAUAAUUUGGUCUGCUUCUACUCUUCCAGCCGAAAGCUUCUCGGCCAUGGCAGCGGCCGCCUCUCCAUCUCUCAGUCUCCCUCCACCAGCGCAGCGCGCCACCCCAAAGCCGCGCCGCCGCACGCCGCCGCGAGACGUGGUCUCGUGGACGGCUGCCAUCGCGCGCCCGGCGCGGGAGGGCGACCUGCCGGCGACGGCCGCGGCGCUCUCCGCCAUGCUCUCCUCCCCCGUCGCGCCUGCGCCCAACGACGUCACCCUCCUCACCGUCGUCUCUGCCUGCGCCGGCGCCCCCUCCUCCCCGCUGGCCCAGCCCCUCGCGCUAUCGCUCCACGCCAUGGCCAUCAAGCUCUUCCCCGGCCACCUCCUCCUCUGCACCUGCCUCGCGCGGUUCUACCUCGCGUCCCGCCUCCCCCACCACGCCCUCCAGCUGUUCGGCUCCAUGCCCGUCAGGUCCGUGGUCACCUACAACACCAUGAUAACCGUCCUCAUGUGCAACGGCCUCGUCGCCACCGCGCGCGAGGUGUUCGACGGAAUGCCGGACCCGGAUAAGGUCUCCUGGACGGCGCUCAUCGACGGGUGCGUCAAGAACGGGCGCCACGACGAGGCGAUCAACUGCUUCCAUGCCAUGCUGCUGGACGGUGUCGAGCCAGACUACGUCACGCUGGUAGCUGCUAUCUCCGCAAGUGCCGAGGUCGGCGCGCUCAGUCUCGGUAUGUGGGUGCACCGGUUCGUGACCAGGGAGAGGCUGGAGGGCAACAUCCGCAUCGCCAACUCGUUGAUCGACAUGUAUGCUCGGUGCGGUCAGGUGGAGUUUGCACGGCUGGUGUUUGACAGCAUGAGGAAGCGGACGGUGGUCUCGUGGAACUCGAUGAUCGUCGGGUUGGCAGCCAACGGAAGGUGCACGGACGCCAUCGAGCAUUUCGAGGCAAUGAGGAGGAAGGGGUUCAAGCCAGACGCUGUGACGUUCACGGGCGUCCUAACGGCCUGCAGCCAUGCUGGUCUCACCGACGAGGGGCUGAGGUACUAUGACGCCAUGAGGGAAGAGCACGGCAUCCGACCAAGGAUGGAGCACUACGGGUGCGUGGUUGACCUGCUCGGCCGGGCCGGGCGCCUGGACGAGGCCAUGAGCAUGGUGGCGACCAUGCCGAUGCGGCCGAAUGAGGUGGUGCUUGGAGCCCUGCUCGCGGGUUGUCGGAUUCACGGGGACGUGGACAUGGCCGAGCAGCUGAUGCAGUACCUCCUCGAGCAGGACCCUGGCGGCGACUCGAACUACGUGCUGCUGUCGAACAUCUACGCCGCCGUCGGGAAAUGGGAUGGGGCCGGCAAGGUCAGGGGCCUGAUGAAAGCCCGGGGGGUGAAGAAGAGGCCAGGCCGCAGUGCCGUGGAGAUCGACGGCGACCUGCAUGAGUUUGUCUGCGGUGAUCGGUCUCAUCCGCAGGCUGGGGAGGUGUUGGACAUGCUUGACCUGCUCAGUCAUGAGAUGGCAGGGCGUGAGGCCGUGAGUGAGCAUUGAAGACUGGAGGCUUUCAGUAGUCACCAUGUUCUGCGUUUCGAGCGUUUGUACAGACUACUGCUUUGCUUGCCCAUCCACGAGAACAUAAGACGAAAAGAGCCAACGGUUGAUUAGAAAUCUGUUGUACUCCGUAUUUGCAGUUCUACGGUCAUUGUGACUCCCAUUACAUGUACAGUGUGGGGAGAGGCAUCCAACAUGCGCAGCAAGCCAGUAACACAGCUCAAUCAAGCAUAUACACUGCAUUUCUGGAAGGUGAAGAACAACACAAGCUCCUGAACUGAUAGCGUUGGUGUUGCUGUGGAAAUAUUGGACUACUACAUUUUUCUUCGAUUAUAUCACCCGUAAUGUCUCACCUACUUGCUCCCAUAUCCCUGUCAAAAACAAUAACAGUAAUUACUUCCAUACAUUGCAGUCAGAAGAUCAUAUAUUCACUUGUGCUCA
Aegilops tauschii subsp. strangulata is the source of this 1971-nucleotide messenger RNA. RefSeq names its product pentatricopeptide repeat-containing protein At1g05750, chloroplastic. NCBI's taxonomy places the organism in Eukaryota, Viridiplantae, Streptophyta, Magnoliopsida, Poales, Poaceae. Gene Ontology annotation, molecular function: protein binding; RNA binding. Gene Ontology annotation, biological process: RNA modification. The record is from RefSeq and is a predicted model, not a curated record.